This is a messenger RNA of Saccharomyces kudriavzevii IFO 1802, 1290 nucleotides long. RefSeq names its product single-stranded telomeric DNA-binding/mRNA-binding protein (gene GBP2). The record is from RefSeq and is a predicted model, not a curated record. Gene Ontology annotation, cellular component: nucleus; cytoplasm; ribonucleoprotein complex. Gene Ontology annotation, molecular function: mRNA binding. Lineage: Eukaryota; Fungi; Ascomycota; Saccharomycetes; Saccharomycetales; Saccharomycetaceae. The coding region runs from base 1 to 1290 and encodes 429 amino acids. The transcript has a single exon.
AUGGAAAGAAGGCUAGGAAUGUACGGUAACGAUAGAAGUAGAUCGCGGUCACCUGUGCGUCGUCGUUUGAGCGAUGGCAGGGACAGAUAUAACGAUUAUAAGGAUAGUAAUAGUAGCAGUGGCAAUAGCAGUCGCCGUCACAGGGGCGAUCGAGGCUCCCGUUUUAAUGAUCGUUACGACGACCAGGACUAUGGCAGCGGCCGUUACCACGAUGACAGGGAUUGGCCUCCUCGCCGAGGAGGACGUGGUGGAAGAGGAGGAAGCAGACCUUUCAGAGGGGGUCGUGGUGGCGGUAGGGGACGUACUUUAGGUCCCAUUGUUGAGAGAGAUCUAGAAAAGCAGUUUGACGCCACCAGUAGGAAUUUUGAAAACAGCAUUUUUGUAAGAAACUUAACCUUCAAUUGUACCCCUGAAGACCUCAAAGAACUCUUUGGCACAGUUGGUGAAAUCGUGGAGGCAGAUAUUAUUACAUCUAAGGGCCAUCAUCGCGGCAUGGGUACGGUAGAAUUUACCAAUAAUGAAUCUGUGCAAGACGCCAUAUCGAAAUUCGAUGGCGCACUUUUCAUGGAUCGUAAACUUAUGGUAAGGCAGGAUAAUCCCCCACCUGAAGCCGCUAAAGAAUUUUCUAAAAAGGCUACUAAAGAGGAAAUAGAUAACGGGUUCGAAGUAUUCAUUAUUAAUUUGCCGUACUCAAUAAAUUGGCAGUCUUUAAAGGACAUGUUUAAAGAAUGCGGACAUGUUUUACGCGCCGAUGUAGAAGUGGAUUUCAAUGGAUUCUCCAGAGGGUUCGGAUCCGUCAUUUACCCCACAAAGGAUGAAAUGAUCAGGGCCAUCGACACAUUCAACGGCAUGGAAGUGGAAGGUAGAGUUUUGGAAGUUAGAGAAGGCCGUUUCAACAAGAGAAAGGACAAUGAUCGUUAUGAUCAGAACCCUGAAGAUCUCGAAAGUAUAAGAAUCGCUGAACCGGAUCUUGCGCAAGACACCACCGCCCACAUCGAUGAGACGGCGGUAAGAUUCACUGAAGGUGUCAGCCCAGGUGGAGAUAGAAACUGUUUCAUUUAUUGUAGUAAUUUACCAUUCUCAACGGCAAGAAGCGAUUUGUUCGAUUUGUUCGGACCGAUCGGUAAAAUCAAUAACGCAGAAUUGAAGCUACAGGAAAAUGGCCAACCGACAGGUGUUGCUGUUGUAGAAUAUGAAAAUUUAGUAGAUGCAGAUUUCUGUAUUCAAAAAUUAAAUAAUUAUAAUUAUGGUGGCUGUAGUUUACAGAUCUCUUAUGCCAAACGUGAUUAG